Molecule: messenger RNA, 1369 nt
Organism: Aethina tumida (small hive beetle)
Lineage: Eukaryota; Metazoa; Arthropoda; Insecta; Coleoptera; Nitidulidae
Exons: 5
Coding region: 105-584 (159 amino acids)
Source: RefSeq, a predicted model, not a curated record
CACUUGUUUAUUUCUAUGGUAACAGAUGAUUUAUUAAAACAAUCGUAUAUUUAGUUUGCAAAUCAGAAAAUAAAAGAACUGGUAUAGGAAAUAUCUAAAUAAAAAUGGCAGAAGAAUAUUCGUCUCAAGAUGUAACCCUUAGUGGAAAUCGAAAAUCUAACCAUAAUAUGGAAAUUCCAUUGCAAGAGAGAAAUUAUAGAACUGAAAACCAUAGAAAUGAUAACCUGACAGAUGAUAUUUUAUAUAAUAAUACAAAUAAUGUUGACAACAUUCCUAAACGAAAACGAUAUAAUUUUAUCCCCGUUUUUGAUGAGAAUGCGACCUCCGAAGAGAGAAUUUCUACUUUGUACCAGUGUAUUGAUGGUGUUAGAAAAGCUUAUGUAGACGCUAAAGCCAAGUUGGCCAAGCUAGAUAAAAAAAGUAGAAAAUUCAAGAGACUGCAGAAAAAGGCAAAAGCAAAGAAUAUGCCGGAUAAACAAAUAAAUACAAAUUUGGAAUCCAACUUAAAUUCUGUAACUGAGAUAUCUUCAGAAGAUGAGUGUAUCACUAUUAGCGACGAUGAUGACGUAGUGUUCGUGAAUUAGAGUAGCACACUGUUUACUAUUACAAUUUAGGCAUAGAUUAAUGUAGCUAUAUUUUAUAAUUUUAUUACUUGUAUGUUAGAAUGUAUUUGUUGUAAAUUGCAGUUUAAAGAGUAACCGUCACAAUUCAAUUACGAAAAGAUUCCAGUGCCUUUUCUAUAAAUGUUUAUGAACGAUCAUGUAUCCUUUUGCAUUGGGGAUGCUGGUGUGCCGUUUAGCAUUAUUCGCGAUCGCAGGUGCAAUUUAUGGUUCUCUCAAGAUCGAAUUCCAAGAUUUAUAACGUCUAUCGGGGAAACUAUUGCCUAUACUUCUUAUCCCUCUGAUAUCUCUGGGGAAUCGAGAUUUAUCAAAAAUCGCCGCUAUCACUUCCAAAUCGAAUCAUAUUAGUUUUCGCAUAUUACGGAUGGGUGCGUGUAUUGUGCUGACGGGUCCAUCUGCCACCUAUUAACUUGUUAGAGGAUGUAUAUAUUUUUUCUUUAUGACAGCUCGAAAUUGUGCUAUCGGUUACGUAUUAUUCAACUCCAAAUCCUAGGGUCAGUCUUAAAGUGCUGACACCUUUUUAAAAUUGUUUUCUGUACCAACAAAUUACUUUCCAAUUUUUUUACCUAACAAAUUUUAGUCACAUAACUAUUGUGUUAAUAUUGAAGUGUAUGAAAUUAGCAGUUUUUAAAGAUUAUUACUAGAAAUAUACUUGUAAUUGUAAUUUGAUGAGACUGCUAAAUUUUAUAAUAAAUAUUUGUAACUGUUAUGUUUAUAAAAAGACAAAUAAAAUAAAUAGAUGAAAUUAG